Messenger RNA from Bombina bombina (fire-bellied toad), 1983 nucleotides. Its product is annotated as gastrula zinc finger protein XlCGF57.1-like. The record is from RefSeq and is a predicted model, not a curated record. The transcript is spliced from 2 exons. Gene Ontology annotation, biological process: regulation of transcription by RNA polymerase II. Gene Ontology annotation, molecular function: RNA polymerase II cis-regulatory region sequence-specific DNA binding; DNA-binding transcription factor activity. NCBI's taxonomy places the organism in Eukaryota, Metazoa, Chordata, Amphibia, Anura, Bombinatoridae. Bases 1 to 1692 code for a protein of 563 amino acids.
AUGGAGGACUGCACCUACAUCGAGAUACAGGCUCUGCUUCUGGAAUACGAGCAACUAAUACUCAACAGAUUUGACUGCCUAAUUGCAGUUAUAGAAGCGGUAAGCUCAAAAAAUAAGCUCAAUGAACUUGGUGUGACGGGAGAGGCAGUUUGCCGUGUGCAGCUUGAUGCCAUGCAGUUGGCUGCGGGAGAUGCUCCCUUCGUGCCUGUCCUAUCUAAGAGGGAGUGGGGGCGGACCAAGCCCGGGAUAGAUUACAACUCACAGGCACCCGAAAGAACCAUUCACGUGAGCAGUGAGGCUCCCACUGAAAGAUGUGGAUUCACAAGCUGCAAUAAGCCUAGUCAUGAUCAGAGUGCUGGUGCUUCUUUUAAUCUUCUUCAACAUCAAACAAACUUUAUUAGAAAUUUAUGUUCGGAGUGUGGGAAAUGUUUUACAAGAAAAUCAUAUCUUAUUGCUCAUCAGAAAGUUCAUACAGGAGAAAGAAGAUUUUCAUGUUCUGAUUGUGGGAAAUGUUUUACCUGGAAGUCAGCCUUUAUUAACCAUCUUAAACAUCAUAGAGGAGAAAGCAAAUUUUCAUGUUCUGAAUGUGGAAACUGUUUUACAAGGAAAUCAAGUCUUAUUGCUCAUUGUAAAAUUCAUACAGGCGAAAGAAGAUUUUCAUGUUCUGAUUGUGGGAAAUGUUUUACCUGGAAGUCAGCCUUUAUUAACCAUCUUAAAAUUCAUACAGGAGAGAAAGAAUUUUCAUGUUCUGAAUGUGGAAAAUGUUUUACAAGGAAUUCAAGUCUCAUUGCUCAUCAGAAAAUUCAUACAGGAGUAAGAGAAUUUUCAUGUUCUGAAUGUGGGAAAUGUUUUAACCAGAAAUCAAAUCUUAUUUCUCAUCAGAAAAUCCAUACAGGUGAAAGAGCAUUUUCAUGUUCUGAAUGUGAGAAAUGUUUUAACCAGAAAUCGCAUCUUAUUUCUCAUCAGAAAAUUCAUACAGGAGAAAGAGACUUUCCAUGUUCUGAAUGUGAGAAAUGUUUUAACCAGAAAUCACAUCUUAUUUCUCAUCAGAAAAUCCAUACAGGAGAAAGAGAAUUUUCAUGUUCUGAGUGUAGGAAAUGUUUUAGUUGUAAAUCACAGCUUAUUUAUCAUCAGAAAAUUCAUACAGGAGAGAAAGAAUUUUCAUGUUCUGAAUGUGGGAAAUGUUUUACCUGGAAAUCAACUCUUAUUGACCAUCUUAAAAUUCAUACAGGAGAAAGAGAAUGUUCAUGCUCUGAAUGUGGGAAAUGUUUUACCAAGAAGUCACAGCUUAUUAGGCAUCAAAAAAUUCAUACAGGAGAGAGAGAAUUUUCAUGUUCUGAAUGUGGGAAAUGUUUUACCUGGAAAUCAAGUCUUAUUGACCAUCUUAAAAUGCAUACAGGAGAGAAAGAAUGUUCAUGUUCUGAAUGUGGGAAAUUUUUUACCAAGAAGUCACAGCUUAUUAGGCAUCAAAAAAUUCAUACGGGAGAGAAAUCAUUUUCAUGUUCUGAAUGUGGUAAAUGUUAUACCUGGAAAUCAAGUCUUAUUGACCAUUUUAAAAUUCAUACAGGAGAGAGAGAAUUUUCAUGUUCUGAAUGUGGGAAAUGUUUUACUCUGAAAUCAAAUCUUGUUAUUCAUCAAAAACAUCAUAUUAAAGAGAAAACAUUUAGGGCAAGAUUACGAGUGACACGCUAACAGUUACAUGUUAGCAACAAGGGGUUUAUCACGGGUGUUGGAGCAUGUCAGGUUUAUUUCUCGUAUUAACAGUUGAAGGUAAACAUGAACGCAUGAGCAAUUCGUGAUUUACACUAGAAUUAUUACCUUGUCCUCAAAAGUUCUGGUUAACUGUUUUGCUACACUGUAAAGUUGCACAAAACACAUAAAAGAUACAUUCAAAUAACACUAUCUAAUAAACAUUAUUUUAAAAAAUUGCACAAAAAAGUUAUAAAGUCUCAAAGAAAAGAGGUCUCAGGUGUUAGGAGAAAA